This is a messenger RNA of Pocillopora damicornis (cauliflower coral), 722 nucleotides long. RefSeq lists its product as uncharacterized. The record is from RefSeq and is a predicted model, not a curated record. Gene Ontology annotation, biological process: necroptotic signaling pathway; protein phosphorylation. Lineage: Eukaryota; Metazoa; Cnidaria; Anthozoa; Scleractinia; Pocilloporidae. Gene Ontology annotation, molecular function: ATP binding; protein kinase activity.
UAUGCUUUCCAAUACCGGCCUGUGACAGUUUCUAAAUUUUACAAUAAGUUUAAGGUUUCUCAUCUUGUGAACAUACCAGCGACUGACGGAGAAAGAGGAGCAAGAAGGAAUUGGUCACAGGCUAGUGAGAAAGGUGAUGGUUCAGCUGACACAUAUGCUAGCAGAAGUGCAGGAGAAAGGGUUGAGAGAGACCAAGAUACAUUUGGCUAAGAUGAAUCAGCAGCUGAUAAACCUGUGGGGACAUAUGCAAGAGAGACAUGAUCAACUGAGAGUUGUAACCCAGCAAAUGAAGAUUAUCCAAGGGCAGUUAGAAGAAAAAGAUGCAGAAACUGCUAAUUUGCAGAAUCAAGCUACUGCCUUAAGGCAACAAAAGGAGGAAAAAGACCAGGAAAUUGAUGAAUUGGAAAUAACUCUGUCCAUAGCUCAGGAUGAGCUACGUGAUUAUCAACGCCAAGAUUCCCCUGACUGGGUCAUUUCACGGGACCAUAUUCAGCUGAUAAGAACAUUUCUUGGCAGAGGAGGCUAGGGAAGUGUUGUCGAAGGCAAAUAUUGUGGUUGUUAUGUUGCGGUGAAACAGAUCCAUGAAUUGAUUCUCUCUUGUCGCAACCGCAAAUUAUUUGAGCGAGAAAUGGAUAUUGUUCAAGAUGCCGCCACCCUUGCUUGCUGCAGUUCAUUGAAGCUACAAAUGACGAAGGGAAUCCAUUGUUUGUAACAGAGCUCAU